Trichophyton verrucosum HKI 0517 is the source of this 783-nucleotide messenger RNA. RefSeq lists its product as uncharacterized. Bases 1 to 783 code for a protein of 260 amino acids. Lineage: Eukaryota; Fungi; Ascomycota; Eurotiomycetes; Onygenales; Arthrodermataceae. The transcript has a single exon. The record is from RefSeq and is a predicted model, not a curated record.
AUGGUAGUAUAUAUCGUUUACGGGUUCCGGUGGUCAAGAGUUGGCACCCUCACUGCACCAGGGAUUCGUCCACAUAUCGUGAUAAAUGACCUUCUAGACGCUGCCUCCGACUAUAUCCAAGAGCCACGAACCGCUAAAGAGGUAAUACAAUCGUUUGAACGAAUUGACGCCAACAUCCCAUCGCAUCUCCCAAAUCUGGCUUUAAUAGAGCAAUAUGACUCGGAGGACACCAGCAUAUCUGCUCUCAGUCAACCAUACGCUUUUGUUUGCUCGAAGGUGGUCCCAAUCGGAGAUGGCUCAGAACCACAGUUCAACUUCUUCUUAAGCCUUGAUCUGGAAGAUUUCAUAAGUAAAGGCCCAGGCUUAUCCGCAGCGGAAUUGGCCACAUUUGCGAACCUGAGAGAAGUCCUAGCUCCUGGCGAGAAGGUUGGUUGGUGGAUAGUAUAUAACGGGAACCCCGAGAGAUUUUCUGCGGACAAGACAGGGUCGGACUCAGAUACUACUGAGGGGGAUGGCGAGCCAGAGGAAGCUGGUCACAGAAGCGGCCCACCUGUAUGUGUACCGAUAAAGUCCAUUAUUAUUGCUUGCACCCACACAGCUGCUAAUAAUCCUGUUAGCCCACUAGAUCUGUCAAACCUCCGGCUGUUCCCCCAAAACCGAGGUUUAACCUUCCAGCGAGGCCCAAAAAGUAGUUCGCUGAGGACAAACUUGACGAGCUUUCCGUGGAGCGGGUUUGAUGCUCCGACAGUUGAUUCCAGUGUAUGCUAUCCAAAGAGAGUGUAG